AAUAAAACUAGCGUAUCAUCGACGUUGUGAGGGUAGUGACGUAAUUAGACAUCUUCCUCUCUCUUUCUCUCCCUUGAGCCCAUCCCAUAACCUUGAAGGCAGAGUAUUUUCCGUUAACAGUUAUCGCUCCGUCUGAGGAAGUAGUUGGCUUGUUCUUCCCGGUUCCUAAUAUUCCGAUAUAGAAACCAACUGCUCAGAUUCAACCUGUUUUUUUGUCAGAGCUCUCAGACUUGUUGCCUUCUUUUUUCUUCUCCAUUAUUGUUUUAUAUGCGUUUUUUUUUUCAAGAGUUCAAUACAAAAUUCCAGGGAAGAGUUUCCUUCUUCAAGCAUGAAGAGGCAGAGGAGAUUCACUGAACCCACAAACCCUUUUGAUCUGGUUUCCGAUGAAAUCAUCUUCACCAUACUCGACUUACUGAGCUCUAACCCAAUUGAUCUCAAGUCCUUCUCCUUAGCCUGCAAGUCAUUCUACUCUGUUGAAGCAAAGCACCGCAAACUCCUCAAACCUCUUCGUUCUGAGCAUCUUCCUACUGUGCUUAAACGAUACACGCAAUUGGCUCACCUUGAUUUUUCCCUUUCUCCUCGAGUCACCGAUGCCUCCUUGGCCAUCAUUUCUAAGGCCUGCAAUUCCAAGCUUCGUUCUAUCGACCUUUCGAGGUCUAAAUUCUUUUCGGCUACAGGGUUGUUGAGUCUGGCUACGAAUUGUACAAAUUUGGUGGAGAUCGACUUAUCGAACGCUACGGAGCUCAGAGAUGCGGCGGCUGUGGCUUUAGCGAAGGCGAAAAAUCUGGAGAAGCUGUGGUUGGGGAGGUGUAAAUUGAUAACGGAUAUGGGGAUUGGGUGUAUUGCAGUUGGAUGCACGAAACUGAGAUUCAUCAGCUUAAAGUGGUGUAUGAGUAUUGGAGAUUUGGGGGUCGGUUUGAUCGCUGUUAAAUGUGAACAAAUUCGUAGUUUGGAUCUCUCCUAUAUGCAGAUCACGGAAAAAUGUUUACCAUCCAUAUUAAAGCUCAAGCAUCUUGAAGAUUUGGUAUUAGAGGGAUGCUUUGGCAUAGACGAUGACUGCCUUGCUGUUAUUAGAUAUGGAUGCAAGUCCCUAAGGAAACUUGACGUGUCGAGUUGUCCGAAUAUUAGUCCUUCCGGGCUGUCUUCCCUGACCCGUGCUACCUCAUCUAUACAGCAGCUUACUUUAGCUCAUGGCUCUCCUGUGACUCUUGCUUUGGCUAAUAGUUUGAAAAGCUUGACCAUGUUACAAUCGGUCAAAUUGGAUGGGUGUGUUAUUACAUACGAUGGACUCAAAGCCAUAGGAAGUUGUUGUGUGUCCCUUAGUGAACUGAGCUUAAGCAAAUGUGUUGGUGUGACUGAUGAAGGACUCUCCUCCAUUGUGAAAAAACACAAAGAUUUGAAGAAGCUCGACCUAACUUGUUGCCGCAUGAUAACUGAUGUUUCUGUUUCCCAUCUGACGAACUCAUGUGGUGGCCUCACCUCUCUAAAAAUGGAGUCUUGUUCCCUUGUUAGCAGAGAAGGGUUCAUCCUGAUUGGACGACGAUGCCAUUUGCUUGAGGAGCUUGAUUUAACUGAUAACGAAAUUGAUAAUGAAGGUCUGAGAUCAUUAUCUAGGUGUUCAAAACUCUCCAUCUUAAAGCUAGGAAUUUGUCUGAAUCUUAAUGACGAGGGACUUGCCCAUAUUGGCACGUCCUGCGCCAAGCUCAUGGAGCUAGACUUAUACAGGUGUGUGGGAGUUACUGAUUCUGGCCUUUUGUCGAUCAUCCAUGGUUGCCCUGAUCUUGAAAUGAUAAAUAUAGCAUAUUGUCGAGAUGUCACGGACGUGUCAUUUUCAUCGCUACGUAAAUGCUCAAGGCUGAAGACAAUUGAAGCUCGAGGGUGCCCGCUUAUCACAUCUUCUGGCUUAGCAGCAGCUGUUGUAGGGUGCAAGUUACUAAGGAGAUUAGACUUAAAGAAGUGUUGUAAUGUUGAUGAUGCCGGCAUGAUCUCCCUUGCUCAUUUCUCUCAAAACCUCAGACAGAUAAAUUUGUCGUAUAGCUCGGUUACAGACGUGGGACUGUUGUCUCUUGCCAGCCUUAGCUGCCUUCAGCAUCUGACUGUAUUGCACACCAAUAGAUUAACUCCAAGUGGAGUUGCAGCUGCCUUGUUGGCACAUAGUUCCUUGACAAAAGUGAAACUCCAUGCACUCUUUCAAGCACUGCUACCCGAACGUCUUCUUAAACGCUUGGAAGUACGAGGAUGCACAUUCGAAUGGCGAGAGAAAAUAUUUCAGGAUGAUGAUGGAUGCGGAGGUAGGCGCAAUAUAUGGUGGAGAGAUUUGGAAGAAUUUGUGGAAGCCUAUCUUAUUUUCAUUGGCUCUUCUCCAAACGCCUUGCUUUUCUCCCCUGCUCUUCCAAGUUUAGACUAUCAUGUAAUAUGUUGAGUAUUUCAUUCUCCAAACAGAUUCCAAAAACUAUGAAAAACUAGUGGCCUUUCUAUAGGCCCAAAAGCUAUUGUUGGUAGGAGAAUUGGGCCAACAGAGCCCAUUUGGUAUUUUUUAUUUUUUGGUGAAGGAAAUGUGUGAUUGGGCCGA
Molecule: messenger RNA, 2572 nt
Organism: Cucurbita pepo subsp. pepo (vegetable marrow)
Lineage: Eukaryota; Viridiplantae; Streptophyta; Magnoliopsida; Cucurbitales; Cucurbitaceae
Source: RefSeq, a predicted model, not a curated record